UGGGCUGAGGGGAGGGCCGGCGGGCGGGCAGCCGCCGACGGGGCGUGGGCGCGCGGGCACCGAGCGUCCCUCCUGUCUCUUGAGCCUGGAGCACUCUCGGCGGCCGCGCCUCCCGCGCUCGAUCUUUUCCUCCGACCCUCGGCCCGGCCUCGCGGCACUAUGCCCGUCGUGGACAAGCUUCUGCUGGAGGAGGCGUUGCAGGACAGCCCCCAGACUCGCUCUUUACUGAGCGUAUUUGAAGAAGAUGCUGGUACCCUCACGGACUAUACCAACCAGCUGCUCCAGGCAAUGCAGCGUGUCUACGGAGCCCAGAAUGAAAUGUGCCUGGCCACACAACAGCUUUCUAAGCAACUGCUGGCAUAUGAAAAACAGAAUUUUGCUCUUGGCAAAGGCGACGAGGAAGUAAUUUCUACACUCCACUAUUUUUCCAAAGUGGUGGAUGAGCUUAAUGUUCUCCAUACAGAACUGGCAAAACAGUUGGCGGACACAAUGGUUCUACCUAUUAUACAAUUCCGAGAAAAGGAUCUCACAGAAGUAAGCACGUUAAAGGAUCUUUUUGGACUCGCCAGCACUGAGCACGACCUCUCAAUGGCAAAAUAUAGCAGGCUUCCUAAAAAGAAGGAGAAUGAAAAGGUGAAGACUGAAGUCGUAAAGGAGGUGGCAGCUGCCCGGCGGAAACAGCACCUCUCUUCCCUCCAGUACUACUGUGCCCUCAACGCGCUGCAGUACAGAAAGCGCGUGGCCAUGACGGAGCCCAUGAUAGGCUUUGCCCAUGGACAGAUUAACUUUUUUAAGAAGGGAGCAGAGAUGUUUUCCCAUAGUAUGGACAGCUUUUUAUCCUCCGUUGCAGACAUGGUUCAAAGCAUUCAGGGGGAACUGGAAGCCGAGGCCGAGCAGAUGCGCGUGUCGCAGCAAGAACUACUUUCUACUGAUGAAUCCGUUUACACUCCAGACUUCGACGUGGCUGCACCACAGAUAAACAGGAACCUCAUCCAGAAGGCUGGUUACCUUAAUCUUAGAAAUAAAACAGGGCUGGUCACCACCACCUGGGAGAGACUUUACUUCUUCACCCAAGGCGGGAAUCUCAUGUGUCAGCCCCGGGGAGCCGUGGCUGGAGGCUUGAUCCAGGACCUGGACAACUGCUCGGUGAUGGCGGUGGACUGUGAAGACCGACGCUACUGCUUCCAGAUCACCACUCCCAGUGGAAAAUCGGGAAUCAUCCUGCAGGCAGAAAGCCGAAAGGAAAAUGAAGAGUGGAUAUGCGCAAUAAACAACAUCUCCAGACAGAUCUACCUGACCGACGACCCAGAGGCAUUUGCCAUCAAGUUGAAUCAGAAGGCUCUCCAAGCUGUGACUCCCAUUACAAGUUUUGGAAAAAAGCAAGAAAGUCCAUGCCCCAGCAAGAACCUGAAAAAUUCAGAGAUGGAAAAUGACAAGACUGUUCCCAAAGCAACCGUCAGUAUACCUGAAGCCGAACAGCUGAUCGCACCUGGAACGCCUAUUCAAUUUGAUAUUGUCCUUCCUGCUACGGAGUUCCUUGAUCAGAAUAGAGGAAGCAGGCGGAUCAACCCUUUUGGUGAAACUGAGGAUGACACAUUUCCAGAAGCAGAAGAUUCCCUUUUACAACAGAUGUUUAUAGUUCGGUUUUUGGGAUCAAUGGCAGUCAAAACAGACAGUACUACUGAAGUGAUCUAUGAAGCGAUGAGACAAGUACUGGCUGCCCGGGCUAUUCACAACAUCUUCCGCAUGACAGAAACCCAUCUGAUGGUGACCAGCCAAACUCUGAGGUUGAUUGAUCCUCAGACUCAAGUGACAAGGGCCAAUUUUGAACUUACCAGUGUCACCCAGUUCGCUGCUCAUCAAGAUAACAAGAGACUAGUUGGCUUUGUGGUCCGCAUGCCUGAGUCCAUAGGUGGAGAAUCUCUGAGCACGUACAUUUUUGAAAGCAACUCAGAAGGCGAAAAGAUAUGUUAUGCUAUUAAUUUGGGAAAAGAAAUCAUUGAGGUUCAGAAGGAUCCAGAAGCAUUGGCUCAGUUAAUGCAGUCAGUACCACUAACCAAUGAUGGAAAAUAUAUACUACUAAAUGAUCAACCAGAUGACAGUGAUGGAAGUCCAAGUGAAAAUAGAAGCGCAGAAUCUGAAGCAUAACUGUUGGGCCUUUGGGGGAAGAGCACCCAGGAAGGAGAGCUAUCUUCUUAAGGGUUUUCAACUUGUCUGAUAUACAGACACACAACCUGAGUUCAGAAUGCUGACAAUCACUUGUGAAAUGUACUCUUGAUUCCUUGAUACUGAGACUCGGGAGGGAAACAGUAAGAAAUGGUUGACAACAUUCCUAUCCAUCUACAAAUGUUAUUUUAGGUGCUUUGUGGUAAGUCCUUUUUUUAGAUUGCAAUGUUCAGUGCUCAGGAUGAAAGGUAAUGAAAAAAUGCAUUGUUCACUUUAUUUCAGUGUCAUCUCUUUUCAGUUUCUGGUAUACUUUUCUAAAAAUGGCAAACAAGCCUAGAUUUAUAACUUGAUAAACACGAAGUAUUUCCUAUUAAUAUAAUCUAUUUUUGUAUUUUACUUAAUAAGCUUUAAGUGCCUGUCAUUCUGAAAACUGUGUAUUUAUAAUCAAGCUUGUCUCCUAAUUGGACCUAAUAAGCAUUAGUUUGUGCAUUCAAGUGAUGAGCCCUGCUUUGAGGUCCAAGCACUAGCAGAAAUGCAGGUCUAGUUUUGGUAACUGUCCGAGACAUCAUGCAGUAAAGACUAGCAGAUGAGCACCACAAAGGGUGUUUAAUUUUACACUGGCACCUUAGUGAGCCAGCAUUCAGAAGUGGAUGGUCCUUUAGACACUAGUGUUCUUAGGAGUGGAUCACUACGGACAGGGUGCAGUUCUACCAGUUCCUGUUUCUUCUGAGCCAGACCCUCCUCAAAGAAGGGAUCAGUUCAUUUUAAAACUCACUUGAAGCACAGCUGGUCAUGGGACUUGGUAUAAACUUCCAGCUCCCACCCUGACACAUCUGGUUCCUGGCAUCCCAGCCCACUCUGCCAUACCAUCAUGAAAUAAGUAUAAUCAUCUUGAACUGGUAUAGUGUAUUUAAUUAUAACCAAGUUCAAUGGAAUAUCACUGUCUUUGUAAUAAAUUAACCUAGCAAUAAAUGCUAGCAUAUAAAAACUA
Messenger RNA from Manis pentadactyla (Chinese pangolin), 3157 nucleotides. It is a transcript of the gene APPL2, whose product is annotated as adaptor protein, phosphotyrosine interacting with PH domain and leucine zipper 2. The transcript has 21 exons. Gene Ontology annotation, cellular component: endosome membrane; cytoplasm. The coding region runs from base 160 to 2148 and encodes 662 amino acids. The record is from RefSeq and is a predicted model, not a curated record. Lineage: Eukaryota; Metazoa; Chordata; Mammalia; Pholidota; Manidae. Gene Ontology annotation, biological process: signaling. Gene Ontology annotation, molecular function: protein binding.